AUGGUCUUGCUGCCUGUCGUGCAAAGCAAGCAGCCCUUGAACAACCAGGUGGCUGCGAUCCAUGGAAUCGCCAUUUAUGCAUCCAAGAGCCAGGAGCACGCCUUGGCGCACUGGGACUUCUUUCGGGGCCUUUUGGAGGCACAGUCCGAGCUUGGAGAGUUGGCUUCCCUUCGACUGGCGGAGCUUUCAGUACACUUCAUUUGUGACGUGCUCUUGCUAUAUCCAUCUGCUCUGGAGCCAAAGCGAGAGCAAGCCUGCCUUGCGUUGGCCAGGCUCUUGAUCUCGUUGGAGGAAAAGAACGCGAAGCCUGGGCGGAAAGCACUUCAUCAUUUGCGAGCUGCACUUUGGGACCGGAUUUGCUGCGUGGCCUUGCGAGGGUCCUUGGAGGGUGCGGCUGGUGCAUGGCUUUUGGGGAAAGCGCUGGAGGUUUGCUGCUCCCGGUUUCCAUCGAACGAGAAUGAUGGCAAGCUCCAGCUUCAGAGACCAACCAAACGAAGGCGAAUCGAAGAGGCCUAUACGUCCCUGGGCCAGAUGGAAGUCUCUCCGGCAGAGGAAGGAGAUCUCGUCCACCGAGAUGAUCUCGGUAGUGUUCGUUUGCACACUCGCCGAGCGGUGCUGUGCACCCGUUUGCUUCGCUUCUUUGCCACCUUACCGCUGAUCUCGGCCGGGCACGCUGCGUUGCUGGUCCAGGCCAUGGAAGCUUUCUUGGCCGCACGACUCUACAUGAGUGGUGCUGGUGGCUCGACCCGAUCGGCCACGGCUUCGCGUGCGGUGCGCUUGGUGCAGGUUCGUUUGGGCCGAGCCAAGGACAGCUUGGCAGCAGAAGGCUGCGAGGUUGCCCAGCUGCAGUUGUACGUCAUCAGGUCUGUGGCUGCUGCCAUGUUGUCCGCCCCACAGGCGCAGGUGAAAGGAUUGGCUGAUGCUCUAGGGGCGGCCAUUCUGGCUGCGGCUGGUGGAGGACCUUGUUUCAGUUGGGCUGGCGAACGUGCCGAGAUGCUGCGAGACGCGACUCGAUCUUUGCUUCGAGAAUGGUCGCCUGCGACAACUGCAAAGUCUGUGGCCAUGCUCUUGGAAGAGAUUUACACUCCAGGUCGUGUCUCCGUGGGGCUUGGCAGGGAAUUUGCCCAGGAAGCGCUGGACAAAGCGGCCGACUUCCGACAUGACCUAGCUGCUCUGGGGUUGUCAAUGCCAAAUCCUGGAGUCUCACUUUCCAAGAAGUCGUCAUAUAUUCCAAGUCGAGGGAUUGGCUACUGGCAGAAGCCUGAGCCGAAGCCAGAAGCUUCUGCCACCAAGUCCAAGCCAGAACCAGUGGGACCGAAGGAGGACCCAGAAGAAUGGGAGGAGCCGAGCGUUGAAUUGGUUUCUCGUUGGGAGAUCCUCGACCAUGACACUCGCCUGGCUUUGGUCCCUCGCGGAAGCAGCUUGACGAUGGGCCGACACAACAGCUGCGACAUUUGCAUUGACGACCUGGCUGUGAGCAAAAGGCAUUGUAUCAUCACGUCUUUGACAGGAAGCAAGAUUGACUCCUUGGUGCUUCGUGAUUUAUCCAGCAAUGGCACCUUUGUGAAUGGCGUUCACUUGAAGAGCGGGGAAGAGCUUGGACUGAGUGAUGGAGAUCGGAUCACCUUGGCAUCGCGAGAAAGCCAGGCUUUCGAAGUCCGAUUGUGUCAGAUCGAGCUCAAGAAGGUGAAUGUUGAGAAGGUCAAGGCGCAGAUGGAAUCGAAGAAGGAAGUAAAGGCAGAGGCAGAAGAGACACUAAAUGACACGAAGGAGAAGAAAGCAGAGGACAUUCCAAAUGAGAAGAAACACGAGGAGAAGAGUCGGCAGAAGCGGGCUUUGAAGGAGUCCUUCCCGCUCAGACGACUGCGUCGAAAGACCAAAGAUCCAACGUGGCAAGCGAUUUCUCAGGAGAAACUGGAAACACUGCCUCCUGCGCCACCUCCGGCGAUGGCAGAGAGGGAGCCGGAGGAGGACUCGGAGGAUGAUGCACAGAGCACCGCCACCGUCAAGAGUCCCUCUAAGGUGGCCAGAGUGGUGCAUCGGUCCAAGGUGGGUCAAAGCCGUCUUGUGGACCUUACAAGCGGAGAGGUUCAUCGUCUACCGGAGGAUGGUUUAGUCUCUGUGGGUCGUCGUCCAGAUUGUGAGGUGGUCAUUCCAAGAUCUGUGGUCAGCGGCCGUCAUUGUGUGCUGCUUUGCUCAGAAGGUCAUGUGCAGGUGGAGGACGUGAGCGCUAACGGUACCUUUGUGAACGAGACCCAGGUGCCAAAGGGCUUCAGCCUGCCUCAACACGUACUACUUCAUGAUGGGGACCAUAUUUUCCUGGCGCAUCGUGAUGGCCCCAGCUUGCUGUUCCUCUCUGGGGAGGCUGGAGAUGAGGUCCUGUGA
Durusdinium trenchii is the source of this 2385-nucleotide messenger RNA. Lineage: Eukaryota; Dinophyceae; Suessiales; Symbiodiniaceae. The record is from the annotation of a GenBank genome assembly.